This is a messenger RNA of Myotis davidii, 5868 nucleotides long. It is a transcript of the gene ZFP90, whose product is annotated as ZFP90 zinc finger protein. The record is from RefSeq and is a predicted model, not a curated record. The transcript has 8 exons. NCBI's taxonomy places the organism in Eukaryota, Metazoa, Chordata, Mammalia, Chiroptera, Vespertilionidae. Gene Ontology annotation, molecular function: DNA-binding transcription factor activity; RNA polymerase II cis-regulatory region sequence-specific DNA binding. Bases 1267 to 3162 code for a protein of 631 amino acids. Gene Ontology annotation, biological process: regulation of transcription by RNA polymerase II.
AGAUGGCUGAGGGAGAGAGGGGAAACCUCGAAGGAUUGUGCGUGACUUCUGGAGCCUCUUGGGAGGCCGUUCGGAUUCUUUUUUCUCCUUGGUCCCCACCCCGGAAUUCGUGGCCUUAGUUUUACCAUCUGAGAAGAAGGCGUGGAGCCGUCCCCCCCGCUCCCCACACUCCGCGGUGAUGGGGCAAAUCCAGGGCGAGCAGCUUUGGUUUGCCCAACAAAGGUAUUGAACUAGCUUCUGGUCAUCGUGGCUCCUAUCUGGCCCCAUUCCUGCCCUCUGAAGCAGCAGAGCCCACAUACCAGAUGUUACAGAACCUCCCUGCCUUUGCUGCUCAUCUCUGCAAAUAGAUGACUAGAAUGGUCAACUCCAGGAGAAUUCCUAGAUCAGGCUGGAAGAUGACCCUACUCUGGCUCUCUCAUGUCAGCGGCCACCUUGCAUCCACUGAAGAUGUUUGCUCAUCCUUUGCCCUCAUGACCUCUGCACAUGGUCCCAACACGGCUACUUUCCUAGCUGCCCGGCGAAGCCGUCUACUCUCCCGUCUCCUGCCACUGAGAUUUCUCUGGCAUCAGCCGGCCCAGUUUACCGAAUCCCUGAAGCUCCAGAGGACACGUGUUGAGCUUUUUGAGUGUCUUACAGGCGCCUCUUUCCCCAAGCUUGAGGAGUGCAAGCCGCGCCCCCAAAGCUGGGUCUUUUCUGAGCGAUAUCUGCUGUAUCCCGCCCCUACCAACAUGCCCAGGAGCGCUGUGACUUAUUGGAAGAGAUGGACAUUGCAGUAUUCAAUCCCAGCUCCGUCUGCGCCUGGAAAGAUGUGCGCCUUACUCCCCGGCGGCCUCUGAGGGGCCGCGCCCGGGGGCCUCUGGGAAGUGUAGUCCGCGCGCUCGCCGGACCCCUGGGUUGCUGGAGCGAGACUCCGCGUGCGCAGGCGCACUUCCGGCUCUGCCCCGUCGCUGCGGCCAUUGUCCAGCCCCGGGGCGGCUAAGGAGGCUUAGGGCCUCACCUCCGCACAGCAGAAUUGGAGAGGACUGAGCCGGAGGCGGGGGCGAGGGCGAGAGGAGCCGGCCCAAACCUUGGGUGGGCCUGAGAUCGCAAAACCCGGAAACUCCAGGAGGCAGUGAUUCCGACUGUGCGGGCAGGAGCUGCACCUCCCACGAGUUUGGCGCGUGUCUGCGGGGCCGCGCCCACCAUCCUGCGGGUGGGACUGGGCGUGGCCAAAGGAGGGUGUCCUCGACUCGUCUCUGUCUGGGAGCCAGGCCCGGCGAGGCAGGAAUGGCCCCGAGGCCGCCGACGGAGGCGCCCCAGGAAUCAGUGACAUUCAAGGAUGUGGCUGUGGACUUCACACAGGAAGAAUGGCACCACAUGGCCCCUGCUCAGAGGCGCUUGUACAGGGAUGUGAUGCUGGAGAACUACAGCAACCUGGUUUCUCUUGGAUAUCAAGUUUCCAAGCCAGAGGUGAUUUUCAAAUUGGAGCAAGGAGAAGAGCCAUGGCUAUCAGAGGGAGAAAUCCAAAGAUCUGUCUGUCCAGACUGGAAGACCAGGCCUGUGGCCAAAUCAUCAAAUCUACAGCAGAGCACAUUUGAAGUAUCCCUGCACACAGAUGAUCUCUCAUGUGCUACAUUAGAAGAUGUGAGUAAUCAGUUAGAGAGGCACCAGGAAAACUGGAAGAGGUAUCUGGGGCCAGAUGUAUCCACCCAAAAGAAAAUAAUCACACCAGAGAAAACCUUGGAGCAUAAUAAAUUUGGUGAAAACUCUAGAUUGAACACAGGCCUGGUUACACAACUGAACAUUCCUUCAAGGUCUAGUGAAUGUGAUACACUUGGAAUCAAUUUGGGACAUAAUUCAGACUUACUUAAUCAGAAUAAUAUCCUUGUAAAAAAGAAACCUUAUAAAUGUAAUAAAUGUAGAAAAGCUUUUAUUCAUAGAUCAUCACUUACUAAACAUGAGAAAACUCAUAAAGGAGAGGGAGCUUUUCCCAAUGGUACAGAUCAGGGAAUUUAUGCUGGAAAGAAACACCAUGAAUGUACUGACUGUGGGAAAACCUUCCUAUGGAAGACACAGCUUACUGAACAUCAGAGAAUUCACACAGGGGAGAAACCCUUUGAAUGUAAUGUGUGCGGGAAAGCCUUCAGGCAUAGUUCGUCCCUUGGUCAGCAUGAGAAUGCACAUACCGGAGAGAAACCCUAUCAGUGUAGUCUCUGUGGGAAAGCCUUUCAGCGCAGCUCCUCACUUGUUCAACACCAGAGAAUUCACACUGGAGAGAAACCCUAUCGAUGUAACUUAUGUGGGAGGUCUUUCAGGCAUGGCACGUCCCUCACUCAGCAUGAGGUCACACACAGUGGAGAGAAACCCUUUCAAUGUAAGGAAUGUGGGAAAGCCUUUAGUCGAUGUUCUUCCCUUGUCCAGCAUGAGAGGACUCAUACUGGAGAAAAACCUUUUGAAUGUAGCAUAUGUGGGAGGGCUUUUGGUCAGAGCCCAUCCCUUUAUAAACAUAUGAGGAUUCAUAAGAGAGGGAAACCUUACCAAAGCAAUAACUAUGGCAUAGACUUCAAGCACAGCUCAUCUCUUACUCAAGAUGAAAGCACUCUGGUGGAAGUGAAAUCCUACCAUUGUAAUGACUGUGGGGAAGACUUCAGUCACUUUACAGACUUUUCUGACCAUCAGAAGAUCCAUACUGGACAGAGCCCCUAUGAUUGUGAGCAGACCUUCAGUCAACAAUCUAUUUCUCAUCCUGGAGAGAAACCCUAUCAGUGUAAUGUAUGUGGGAAAGCUUUCAAAAGGAGUACAAGUUUCAUAGAGCAUCACAGAAUUCAUACUGGAGAAAAACCCUAUGAAUGUAAUGAAUGUGGAGAGGCCUUCAGUCGACGCUCAUCACUUACUCAACAUGAGAGAACCCAUACAGGAGAGAAACCCUAUGAAUGUAUUGACUGUGGGAAAGCCUUCAGUCAGAGUUCAUCCCUCAUUCAGCAUGAGAGAACUCAUACUGGAGAAAAACCCUAUGAAUGUAAUCAAUGUGGGCGAGCUUUCCGAAAGAAAACCAAUCUACAUGAUCAUCAGAGAAUUCAUACUGGAGAAAAACCCUAUACUUGUAAGGAAUGUGGGAAAAACUUCAGUCGAAGCUCAGCUCUAACUAAACACCAGAGAAUUCAUAUGCGAAAUAAACUCUAAGAACCUUGGAAUUUUUUUUAAAAAAUGUGCAGAAAGCUUUAGCUAAAAUAUUGUUCAUACUCAUUGUCAAAGGAUUCUUGCUGGAUAAAAAGCUUGAGAAUGUCACAAAUUAUGUGUAUUUGUAUGUUGUGUGCAGAGAAAACUCUGCUAGUAGACAAUUUUUUUCAAUAAAAGCCACAUUCUUAGAUCUGGUUACAAACUUUUAUAAAAACAACUACAAACAUAAUAUAUAACCUGUUGGAAAUGGUAUGCCUAUAUAUUGGACUUUAUAAAACUUGUUAACAUAUAUGUGCAGGAGAUUACAAACUUUCAACAAUUUGACUUGCAAGUGUUACUGUUUACAGCCUUUUUUAUAGAUAAAAUUCCUGCAUUAAUGACAAAAACUCAUUUUAAAAAUUGCUUGACAACUGCAUUCAAUUGCAGCUCUUAUAUUGAAUGCACCAUGGAAACCAAUUCCACCUCCAGAAAUUCACCAUUCAAAGAAUUAGAUCAGCAGUCCAGCUACUUCAUUGUACAGACGAAGAACCUGAAAACCAAAGAUGUGAAAUGGUUUGCGCAGUAUGCUACAGCUUAUGGUGGUAAAACUGGUAUAGGAUGCAGGUCUCCUGGCUCUUUGGCUCCAGGGUCUUGACACUGAAAAGCUAAUUUGGAAUUCAGAGGGCUUUUAAAUAAAUUUUAAAUCAGAUGCACAAACAUUUAAUGAGCACUUAAGAAUUCAUAAAAGCAUAAGAGGCAGCAAAUUUAAAUUUGUCACAAACUUAUUUAAAGCAACUUGUUAGAAGCUUACAAACCAAAAUGUUAACAGAAACUAAAUGGUUGAACUAAAGUAUCAUAAUUAUACUUUCAGCUAACAUGUCAGUUUUAUAGAACUAUUAAGUCCUUCUCUGCACUGCCCCAAGCUUCCUAUAUUGGAUCAAUGAGAAAACAACACAAGACUAAGACAAGAAUUUUCCCCAAAAUUAAUUUGACAGUGUAGAAGUAUAAAUUCAGUUACCUCUUGCCAUAAAAUUUGCCUUUAAAUUAACACAUGUGCCAAGGAAAUAUUUCACCAUAAAAAAAUAAUAAUAACUUAAGCUUGGUGUUGCUUUUCCAUCCGUAAAGCCUGAGAGCUAAGUCAGUUUCAGUAGCCCACUCAAAUCCUUAGUGUCCCUUAGUGGGAAUUCAUAGGUCAUCCCAAAGGAAUUUCAAGAAGCUUUGUUGGUUCAUUGGCACUAACAGUGCAGAUAAUUUUAGAAGCAAUUGUGGACAUUGACCCCUUUCAAAAUACAUGAGCAUCUUUUCUCUAAGAUAAAACAAUUUUUCCACCUUGAUGAGUCAUGGGGAGGAGUAAUAUGAGUGGUGAUGAUGAAACCUUUCAUCCAUCAUCCUUAUCUCAUCCUGGAUAACAGGAGACAGCUCCCAACCAUUCUUCAUAGUUCUUUUGCAGGAAAAUGUGCCUGGGGGUUGAAAUAUGGCAUGUCUAGCCCAUUGUCUAUCAUAUAUGAAGCAAGAUGGGAUACUCCCUAGCCGAUUUGCCCAUCUAAGACAUUAGCCAUUCAAAACAUGCCUUGUUUAUGAUAUGCCAUGCUGAGUGCACAUUCAAUGCCAAAGUCAUGCUUGUAUUGUCUGGUACAUAGUUUGACAAUAUGUAAUACUCAAACCUUCCCUAUUGAUUGGCCAAGAUGCCUAUCAGGGACUCAUUUUGCUGCUGAUUGUUUGGGGAUCCUCAUAGUGGACUAUUUGUAAAAAUGGCAUGAAUUGUAACCAAUUGAGUGCUACCCUACUGUUAUAGAAGUUUAUAAACACUUUAGAUCUAGAAGACCCAAAGGAGACCACUGGUUUGUGUGUGGAGUCUGGCCUAGAUCCAACCAAUCUCCGAAUCUCAGCACAUCUUCAUUAACAGGGAGGGAGCCCAGGAUAUAUGUGUGGCUAACAGAGCAGAGGAUUCUGUGGUCCCAGCAUCUAUGCACCGUGCACUUAUGACCACCUAGCUUUCUAGGCCACAUGAAAUGCAUCCUUGUAACAUCGUUGUGUCAUUUCAAUAAAUAGCCUUCUUAGUUGAAUGGGAGUCAGUAUGUCUAUUUCAAUUUUCAGAAGUUGACUAAGAAAAGAGUGGCAUAUCAAGGAGGGAUUAACUGCUGAACUCUUCACAGCCAGGUGAGUUAAUAACAGCUACCAUUUAUUGAAUGCUUGCUACUUGAAAGACACUGUGCCAAGUACUUGGUAGCCAUCAUUUCAGUUAAUUCUUAAAGUUCCCCAUUCUAGGUCUUGUGGUAACUGUUGUCUGCCCAGCUUUUUUCCUCUCUUUCCUUGUAACAAUCCCUGCUGUACCGAUCACAGGAAUACAAAGCAGGACAUGCCUGGGGCUCAGUGAUAGUUUUAGGGGAAAGCAUGUGCCUAGUUGAGCCAAUAUCAGAGUCCUUUGCCAGGAUUUUUCAAAGCAGAGUUAGCAGGGAAAUUUUAAUUUGGGGUUGCUAGGCUGGGAGGAUGAAGGCUAGAGCUGCCUGGAGCCCGAUUCCCUACCAGAGGGGAGGUCUCUUGUGAAAGAGGGUGCCACUGACAUGAUGGUGUUCUCUUUACUAAUCCCUGAAGUCUUUGGACCUGCCUCAAUUUCUGAAGCAUUUUGUAGGAUUCAGUGGGCUCCCCACUAUCAGUCCAGUGAUUCCCCCCUUUUUGACUAAAGGCUAAUCUGUUAGACUCAGUUUCUUUUUUUCUUUUUCUUUUUUC